GAGACAAACCGAAGGCGAAGUGGAGGGAGUGCAAAAAACAUGAUAUACGCUCACAUGGAGAUGGAGGUACAGAGAUAGAGUGAUUUUGAGAAGUUGAUGCCAUCUGUUGCAGAAUAAAGAGAAAUUCGGGCUUCCCAAAGCUGCUUCUCUCUGUGGGUUUUGGUCAUUUCUGAAACUGACGAGAGAGACCAGCCAAACAAAGCACGUUUUACUUGUGCUCUCUCUCAAUUUUCUUCUCCAGAAAAAACCCCAUUGAUCCUCUUCCGCAUCUGUAUCGGAAAUUCGAAUUCUUGCUCCUGGUGAAAUGGGUGUGGCUUGAUCAACAUGCAUUACAAUGUUCAUCGAUUUGUGAUGGCAAGUCUUUUUUUGUCCUUUUCAAAUCACUGAAGAGAUUUUAUUCACAUUCUGGUCGGCCUGCUGUGUGGUGGUAGUUUCUUGAAGCCAAGUGUUGAGACUGUUGAUGUAGCAGGAGUACAAAUGUCAGUCAACACAUAUGUUGAGGAUUUACAAGAUGAUGCUUUUGGGGGAUCGCAUGAUGAGCGCCAUAUUUUUGCGGAGGUUUUCUUUGGAAAUGAUGAAGGUGGCACGAGUAAGAGGUGUCUUGUUUCUGAUGCGAUUGAUUUUGAAUAUGAGCAGAAAAAGAACAUAGGGUCUUUGUUACGUUCCAACAGUGAAUAUUCAGUGGUAACUACUCAUUCUUCCCCUAACAAUUUGCUUGUGGAGAAAUCUAUUAUCGUCGAUAAAACUACUAGAAUGCCUUUUGCAUCAGGAAUUUCUCGAGAAGUAUUUCUGUUGGGAGAUAGGGAUGACCAAAAGUUGAAUGGUAAGCCUAUGAAAUUUCCAUCUGUGCAACCACAAGAACUUGUUAGUGGGAUGUGUUGUCCAUUCAAGGACUUGCUGUGCCAACCUGUCCCAUUCUCCUUAGUUGAUUCAUCUUGUAAGGGCAUCACAUCUAGUAAUUUGGUAAAGCAACAUGAUGCAGGUGGUGAUGUGCAUAAUAAAGAUGUUAUGAAGAUAAUUUUUCCAAGUUUAGAUGGGAAUGAUGGUAAGCAAUUGACUGUAGGUCAAGCUGUUGCAUCACCAGUUUCUCAGGAGAGCAUUGCAAACAGGAUUUUGAUUGCAAGUCCGAAGGCUGGAUGUCCUCCAUGCCCCGUGGAAAUGCCAAAGGGGUUUCCGCUACCAGCACUAGAUUCAUCUUGUGUUUCCUUGAAGACAGAUUGUGGGAAGGAUCCCCGCCCUCGUCUCCAGAACCAUAUUAUGCACUUUCUCAUGUCAGCUGGCUGGAGUGUUGAGAGGAGUAAAAGACCCAGCAGGAAAUACAUGGACACAAUCUACCGAUCACCUACAGGGAGAUUAUAUCAUGAAUUCCCUAAAGCUUGGAGAUUCUGUGGUCAGCUUCUAUCAGGUGACGGCAACAGUUUGGUUAGGGAAGAUAAUGGUAAAAAAUGGACUGACAUCUCUCAAUUCUUCUCCGAUUUAUUGGAUACUUUGAUGAAUAUCGAGAAAGAAAAUAAUCAGUCUGAUCUUGCUGCUGCAUUGGCUCAUCAGUGGAUGCUUUUGGACCCCUUUGUGUCUCUGGUCUACAUUCAAAGAAAUUCUCUGCAGCAAUCUCUAGAUAACUGUCCAAACAACAAUGGGGAUAUUCAGGUUCAUUCCCAUGAGUUCACUGGUGGUGAUUUGAGAAAAAGUUCUUGCAGAAAUUCCAGAAAGAUAUCUGAAACGAAGAAAAGCAUUGUGGACAAUAGCAACUCCGUAGUUUCAGUUCCUAAUAACACAGCUUCGCAAGACGUUGAUGGGACUAGGCCACAGUGGAAAGAAGCGGAGUUUUUUCCCAACACCUGUGCAAAAGUUUGGGAAAAUCAUAAAAUGUCAUCUAAUCUCAGCUUUAGCCAGCUGGAUAUUAAAAAGAAGGGCUCAAACUCUAAGAAGCUUCACCACAAGGAUGAUGAUUAUAAAAAUGGACAAAAGAAGCCAAGAAGAUGUCAAAUUAAAGAUGAUGACCUGUUGGUCUCAGCCAUAAUAAAGAAGAAAGAUUUCAGGUUGAGUGUUUCUAAAUCUACCUCUAGAAUGGCCUCCAAGUCAAGAGCUCGCAGAAAGAUUAAGAGUCGAAAAGCUACUUGCUGGUUGUGUCCUGAAAAUCUGGCUAAUGGCAAGCGGUCAACCUUGAGGCCGAGAACAAUUUUGUCAUGGCUAAUCGAAGGUGGGUUCAUAACUCUGAAUGAAGUGAUUCAGUACCGGAACCCAAAGGAUGAUUCUGUAAUUAAGGAUGGCCUGGUUACCCGGGAUGGAAUCAUCUGCAAAUGUUGCAGCGAGGUAUUUUCAGUUUCUGGCUUCAAGAGUCAUGCAGGAUUCAAGCAGAGUCCUCCGUGUUUGAAUAUAUUCAUGGAAUGUGGUAAACCUUUCCCAUUAUGUUUGUUGCAAGCUUGGUCAGAGGAGUACAAGACAAGGAAAAAUGGCACUUUAAUACUGCAAGAUGAUGACAAUGAUCAAAAUGAUGAUUUGUGCGGAAUCUGCGGUUAUGGGGGUGAGUUGAUAUGCUGUGAUAACUGCCCCUCAGCUUAUCAUCAGGCUUGCUUGUUUACUCAGGACCUCCCUGAACACAGCUGGUACUGCGGUAACUGCACCUGCCAAAUAUGUGGCAAUCUGAUUAAUGGUGCCGAGGCUUCAUAUGAUGAUGCAUUGAAAUGUUCGCAAUGCGAGUGCAAAUAUCACAAGGCAUGCCUGAAAGGCGAGAAAAUGUAUGGCCAAGCAGUUUCUCUUACGGGGUUUUGUGGUGGAAGUUGUCUAGAGGUUUACUCAGGUCUUCGAUCUCGUAGUGGGAUUAUGAAUCAUAUCAAUGAUGGUUUUUCCUGGACACUUCUAAGAUGCAUUCAUGAAGACCAAAAGGUAAAUACUAUGCGCCAUUUUGCUUUGAAGGCUGAAUGCAACACAAAGUUGGCUGUUGCUCGUACUAUCAUGGAGGAAUGUUUUCAGUCCAUGGUAGAUCCGCGAACAAGCAUUAACAUGAUACCUCAUCUUUUAUACAACCGGGGGUCCGAAUUUGCUCGACUGAACUUCAGUGGGUUCUACACAGCGGUAUUAGAGAAAGACGAUGUGUUGAUGGCUGUGGCAUCCAUCAGGGUGCAUGGAACUACUCUUGCAGAGAUGCCCCUCAUCGCAACUUGCAUUGACCAUCGUCGUCAGGGAAUGUGCCGUCGCCUCAUGACUGUCAUUGAGGAGCUGCUGAUAUCACUCAGGGUGGAAAAGUUGGUGAUAUCUGCCAUUCCAGAUUUGGUGGAGACGUGGACGGAGGGCUUCGGGUUCAAACCUGUGAACGAUGAUGAAAAGAGGAUUCUAAGCAAGAUCAACUUGAUGGUCUUUCCCGGGGCCGUAUCGCUUGAGAAGACUCUGCAUAAAAAUGAAAGAGGAACAGCUUCAAGGGGAAGGCAAAGUCAGGAGGAUGUCGUGGUUGGUGGAGUACAAAAUGUGGUUAGUGUUGAGACAGAUCUCUCUGUGGAGGGAGAGAAACAAAAGUGUAAGGUUGAUAAGAGAUAAAGAGAUUAUUUUUAUUAUAUUUUGUAGAAAAUGAAUUUUGUCUGGAAUAUAAAUAUGAAAAAAUCCAAG
Molecule: messenger RNA, 3603 nt
Organism: Tripterygium wilfordii
Lineage: Eukaryota; Viridiplantae; Streptophyta; Magnoliopsida; Celastrales; Celastraceae
Product: increased DNA methylation 1-like
Exons: 8
Coding region: 478-3534 (1018 amino acids)
Molecular function (GO): acyltransferase activity, transferring groups other than amino-acyl groups
Source: RefSeq, a predicted model, not a curated record